Dunckerocampus dactyliophorus (ringed pipefish) is the source of this 6920-nucleotide messenger RNA. Its product is annotated as metabotropic glutamate receptor 4-like. NCBI's taxonomy places the organism in Eukaryota, Metazoa, Chordata, Actinopteri, Syngnathiformes, Syngnathidae. Bases 985 to 3711 code for a protein of 908 amino acids. Gene Ontology annotation, biological process: regulation of synaptic transmission, glutamatergic; G protein-coupled glutamate receptor signaling pathway. Gene Ontology annotation, molecular function: adenylate cyclase inhibiting G protein-coupled glutamate receptor activity. Gene Ontology annotation, cellular component: membrane. The transcript has 11 exons. The record is from RefSeq and is a predicted model, not a curated record.
CUCACGUGCACAGUACGAUAGUGGCAGGAAAAACUCCAGCAAUUAGCAAUCCAGCAACCCAUGCCUCCAAUAUGUCUUCCCAUCAUUCUCGCCUUUCUUUCUUAAUCUUAUCAAAUAUUCAUCACAUCAGGCCUGGCGAUAUUGAACGCAGAGUGUUUGGGUGUCAUUUUCUCCAGUUUUACACAAUGAUGGAACGCAAACCCCCGGCCGGAGCUCGCUUGAGGUGAUGAUCUGAAUUGAGAGAGGGAGCGCAGAAAAGGCAUCUUCCUCUGUGGGCGGGAAUUCUUGUGCAAUCAAACUGAGGAUUCGGGGGAGGAGGGCGAGCAGGGAAAGUGAAAGCCCUUCAGCACCACUCGCUUCUGGACAGCGUCUGGACUGCGUGGCGAAAAGGAGAUUUGAUUGAACACUGCAAACUGGAUUUUUUUUUCUUUUUAAAGACGCACUUAUUCUUAAUUGUGUCGCGCAAACAAAGAGGCAAGACGAGGAAGAAGGAGAAACAAGAAAACUGGACAGCAGCCGCAGAAGUUUACGUCGGAGUCACUUUGAGGAUUUGAGCGGCACUUGCUGUGCAGCCCACUGGGCCCUCCUGUGUAUUUUCACCCGCCUGAAGGACCGAGAGAGAGGCAGAAUCCCGGAGAAGCAGAGAAGAAAGGCUAACGUCUUUUUGUUUUGUUGAAGCCAUCUGAGAAUGCUCUUUGCAGUUUCAGUCUCUGCUCUUUCUGCACUGUUUAGGUCAUACACAUAGCCACCGCAUUCCAAUGCAGGAACACUGAAAGCAAAGAGGAAACGCGUCAGACACAAAGAGAGUGUCUAUCAUAAUUAGUGAAGUCGUCUCCGCUGUGGAAACCACGAAAGGAGACAUUUGAAGAUGACUUUUUUCUGAAAAAUACUGUUGCUAACCUUGAAGACAUUUGCAUGUGCGCACAUCUUUUUCAUACUCAAAGGACUAGAAUUUGUACUUGGAUGCAGAUUUAGUCUUUCAUAAUGACCCCGCGAGGAGGCUUUGGCUGGUGCGGCUGGCUGUCGCUGCUUGCUUGUUAUUUCUUUAUCGCCUUGGCAGCCAAACCCAGAAUGCCCGGGCACACACACCUCAACUCAAUACGCAUUGAUGGGGACAUAUCACUGGGUGGGCUCUUCCCAGUGCAUGCAAGAGGAAACGACGGCAAAGCCUGUGGUGAGCUGAAGAAGGAGAAGGGGAUCCACAGGUUGGAGGCUAUGCUAUUCGCCCUGGACCGCAUCAAUAAUGACAAUGAGCUGCUGCCUAACAUCACUUUGGGGGCACGCAUCCUGGACACCUGCUCCCGCGACACUCAUGCUCUGGAACAGUCGCUGACAUUUGUACAGGCUCUGAUUGAGAAGGACUCAACCGACGUCAAGUGUCUCAGCGGAGGGCCGCCCAUCAUCACAAAACCGGAGAGAGUGGUCGGAGUGAUCGGCGCAUCUGCCAGCUCCGUGUCAAUCAUGGUGGCCAACAUACUGCGUCUGUUCAAGAUCCCUCAGGUGAGCUAUGCCUCCACAGCUCCGGAGCUCAGCGACAACACGCGUUAUGACUUCUUCUCUCGAGUGGUGCCACCCGACACCUACCAGGCCCAGGCCAUGGUGGACAUCGUCAAAGCCAUGCGCUGGAACUAUGUGUCCACUGUAGCCUCCGAAGGAAACUACGGCGAAAGUGGCGUGGACGCAUUCAUUCAAAAGUCUCGUGAGGAUGGUGGCCUGUGCAUCUCCCAGUCUGUGAAAAUCCCUCGUGAACCAAAAACUGGGGAAUUCGACAAGAUUAUACGAAGGCUGAGUGAGAACCCAAACGCCCGAGUGGUCAUUAUAUUUGCCAAUGAGGACGACAUCAGGCGGCUGCUAGAAGCGGCGAAGAAGGCCAAUCAAACAGGCCACUUUAUCUGGGUGGGUUCAGACAGCUGGGGGUCCAAAAUCUCCCCAAUACUGAACCAGGAAGAGAUGGCUGAAGGCGCCGUGACCAUCCUGCCAAAACGACAGUCCAUCAAAGGCUUUGAUCGCUACUUCAUCAGUCGAACACUGGAGAACAACAGGAGAAACAUCUGGUUUGCAGAGUUCUGGGAGAACAACUUCCAGUGCAAACUAAGCCGGCAUGCUGUGAAGAAAGGCUCUGGCAUCAAAAAGUGCACAAAUCACGAGAGGAUUGGUAAAGAUUCCUCCUAUGAACAAGAGGGAAAAGUCCAGUUUGUGAUUGACGCGGUUUAUGCCAUGGCUCACGCGCUGCACAACAUGCACAAAGACCUCUGCCCUGGGAAAAUUGGCCUCUGCUCCAAGAUGGAGACCAUCAAUGGCACACUGCUGCUCAAAUACAUUCGAAAUGUCAACUUCUCAGGAAUUGCUGGCACGCCGGUGGUCUUCAACGUAAACGGAGACGCUCCUGGUCGUUAUGAAAUCUACCAAUACCAGAUGACAAAUAACACCACAGAGUACAAAAUCAUCGGCCACUGGACCGACCAGCUGCACUUAGAUACAGAGGAGAUGCAGUGGCCAGGUGGAACUCAAGAGGUGCCCUCCUCCAUAUGCAGCCAACCGUGCCGAGCUGGCCAGCGGAAGAAGACCGUGAAAGGAAUUCCAUGUUGUUGGCACUGCGAGAAUUGCGACGGCUACCAGUAUCAGGCGGACACUUACACCUGCAAGAUGUGUCGCUUUGACCUGAGGCCCAAUGAGAACCACACCGGCUGCGUUCGCAUUCCCAUUGUCAAGCUGGAGUGGAGCUCCCCAUGGGCUGUCAUCCCCGUCCUCAUUGCUGUCCUGGGCAUCAUGGCGACACUGUUUGUUGUUGUCACCUUUGUACGCUACAAUGACACACCUAUUGUUAAGGCCUCAGGGCGAGAACUGAGCUACGUGCUUCUGACCGGUAUCUUCUUGUGCUAUGCCACAACGUUCCUGAUGAUCUCUGCCCCUGAUGUGUUUAUAUGCUCGCUGCGCAGGAUCUUCCUGGGCCUGGGUAUGAGUAUCAGUUAUGCAGCAUUGCUCACGAAGACUAAUCGCAUCUACAGGAUUUUUGAACAGGGCAAAAUGUCAGUCAGCGCCCCUCGAUUCAUCUCCCCGGCCUCACAGUUGGUCAUCACAUUCAGCUUGAUUUCCGUUCAACUUCUCGGGGUGUGUAUCUGGUUUGGUGUUGACCCAUCCCAAGCCAUCAUCGAUUACGAGGACCAGCGUACAGCUAAUCCUGAUAUGGCCCGUGGAGUUCUAAAGUGCGACAUAUCGGAUCUGUCCCUCAUCUGUCUGUUGGGUUACAGCAUGCUUCUGAUGGUCACCUGCACCGUUUACGCCAUCAAAACCAGAGGGGUGCCAGAGACUUUUAAUGAAGCCAAACCUAUCGGCUUCACCAUGUACACCACUUGCAUCGUAUGGCUUGCCUUCAUCCCCAUCUUCUUUGGGACGUCACAAUCGGCAGAAAAGAUGUACAUCCAGACCACAACAUUGACAAUCUCUGUGAGCCUGAGCGCAUCUGUCUCUUUGGGAAUGCUUUACAUGCCCAAGGUCUACGUGGUUCUCUUUCAUCCGGAGCAGAACGUACCGAAGCGCAAGCGCAGCCUGAAGGCUGUGGUCACUGCUGCCACCAUGUCCAGCAAGUUCAACCCAAAAGGUGGUUUGCGGCCCAAUGGGGAGGCCAAGUCAGAACUCUGUGAAAGUCUGGAAACACAAGCGUUGGCCUCCAAGCAGACGUAUAUAAGCUACAGCAACCAUGCCAUUUAAGGAGUUGAGCGUGGGGCUGCCUAAGGAGAAAUUGCCUGAUUCUGGGGAUAACAGUGAAGGGGAGAUUCUGGAUGAGCUGCUGCAGCAGUGAGCAAGGACAGGAUUGGAAGGAUGUCAUAUUCUUUUUAAAUAAUAAAAGGCCACAUUUAUCAGAAAUGAGUAGAAUGCAAGAGAUAAAAAGCCGACUGGACCAUUAAUUUCCCCCUUCCAUACCUGAAAUGUUGGGCUGUGAUGUUUUCAAAUGCAGGUUGGGUGAAGCACGUGAAGCUAACAGUAUAUUUUACUUAUGAAGUGUAUAGCCUCUCCCGGGCUGAGCCAUUUGACAUUUCGACAUUUUCGGGGGCGGGGGGCGGGUAUGUCUGAUUUUGCAAGUGAAACAAAAAAUAUCAUUGUUAGUCAAGUUGUGAGUUGCAGUAUUCUUCAAACUGUACAUGCCUUACAAGAGUCCAUCGAGUAUUGCAACAUGAAUUAUCCAUACCUGGAUACCUGGAUGUGACAUAUGUUUUUCUUUUCUUUUAUGUUUUUUAUUUUCUUUUUUUAUCUUCCAUAUUUAUGUCUAUGACACCAUCAUUUUUGGCAAAAACUAGUGUACAGUCCCAGAGCAUGCUUGUGGGAGCACCACUUGUACUGUGCUGUGUUGUCAAUGGAAUGCGACGUUUGUCAUGGUUGUCAUUUUCAGUGAGGACCAUGAGCAACCCUCUGAUAUGUACUGUAAACACAACAAGGCAACCAGCUGAAACCUAGCUGGUAUGUUUACAAAAAACAGAGGAAUUGGAGUCUUACUUAAACAUCCAGAUUUUAAUGACCCUUAUUUAUCACUGGACUAUGUUUUCACUUAUAGUUACAAUUGUUUUUGUAGUUCUUAAAAGGAAAACUACGUUUUUUUCCCCAUGUGAGACAAGAACACGUCUUUCCCUUUUCUAUGUGUUCUCGAUAGCCGCCUCAUGCUAGCAGUUUCUCACUAAGCCUUGGUCACAACCCACCCUGUGCGUGUUUUUAGUCCGUGCGUUUUUUGGGGAGGCCACGGCCGCCAUGUUUUUCUGACAACAUGGGGAGGGAGUGACAAGAGCAGGGAGGGAGCACGUCACUCGCACAGUUGCGCAAGGUGUAAGCAUGUGGCCCGCACGCCACGCCCGGUCGUGAGCAGUUGCGUGCAUCCUACGUUGUGCACGGGGUAAGUGAGUUGUACGUGCUUACAAUGUGCUCGCAAUGUAUGAUUUCCGUACGUACGGUGUCCUUACUCACUCGCAUGUUGGAAGUGCGUGCAAGUGAGAUGAAGGUGAGUUUUUCCCGACCUUCCGAGGUUGCCCAGAAGUCUCUGCUGCUGCCGCCUGAAGGUGCCGCCCAUUCCACUGCAGAGACUGCAGGUUCUGAUGCUGCAAGAGUAGCUUGAAGUGGCAGCGCACCUCCAGCAGAAACAUCUGACUCUUCUUUGCUCCGACCCCAGUGUCCUCGGCAUUAAUCUAAGAACUUAUUGCUGAUUCUUAUCUAUCCAGGAGGCUGCUACCGAUGCAGCUGCAUCUCUCGCUUGUCAAACCGGAUAUCCGGUCGCAUCGAUUUAACGUUCACAACCCAACAAUAUAGUUGUGAUAUCAAGCACUAUGUGCUCCAUGUAUCACAAUCAAUACUAUCGCCAGUUGUCUGUCUGGUCCAGCUGGCCUGGGGCGUUUUUUCCAGUUGAUUUUGAGGAGGGGGAAAAAUUUCUUCCACUGAAGAGUUAGUUAACGCUAGCAAUUCUUCGUUGGUUGUGAUGCAGUCUCUUGGAGCAGUGUCCUCCUCGCCAGAUACUUGAAGCCUUUCCAUUGCUGGUAACAGCAGAAACGCUCACUUUCUGUCAGCUCCACAUUUAUACCACCAAGUCAUACUGGUCAUGACUUUCUCGACCCCCAUCUCACCCUCUCUUCUGGCCCGCUCAGUUUCUAAACGCUGUAGCUCAUCCAAAGUAUAUUGACGCUCAAAAAGAUAAGGUUCUAGAUCCUCAUUUGCCCCAAAGUAUUCGCCGGCUGCCCUCACGAAGUCUUCCACAGCAAACACUUAAUGCGCUCUGCAUGCUGUUGUUGACGGAAGUAGCGUUAGUUGCUAUGUGGUCUGGGAAAUCAAUGUGCCCAGGGAAGAAGUUUUGGUAAUGUUUAAAAUGACCAAAAUACUGUAAGUUAUACUCUAAGUAUUAAAUGUUAAAGUUGGAAGAUUUGGAGGGUUUUUUUUUUUUUAUAGGCGGAAUAGAUGAAACCCAAUUACAGCCGUUCUUAGUGGAAAACUUGCCAGCACGAGGCGGCUAACUAGAACGCACAGAAAAGCGUGUUUUCCUGUCUCACAUAGGGAUUGUGGAUAAUGGGCAAAAUUCCAGUGAAGUGAAGUGAGGUUUUCCUUUAAAGAACAGUAUUAAGUAAUUCCAGACAUAACUGCAGUAGCAAAAAUUCACUGAGGCUACUCUGCACCCUUUGGAUAAAAAAAAAACAUUUACAUUUAAAAGUGAGCAUUUUGCAGCUGGAUAAAUAAGGGCCAUCACUUUCAUUUUGUGCUUUAACUAUUUUAUGUCCAUGGACCAUUCAUGGUGUUGAACACGUUGCAUAAAGUCAGAGUGUAUUCCGUUCAAACACUAGGAAAAGCUCAGUGUACAAAAUCUUAAAUGUGUAAACUCCAUUUCUGUCUUGAGUCUCUAAGGUUUUCCUUUGGUAUUCCUCGUAAAAAAGAGCAACUCUGGAAUUUGUCACAAUAAAUCUUAUCCUCAGCGAUGCAGAAUAUGUAUGUUGCAUGUCAAAAAAUGUAAGUCAUGUGAACAAUUUGAUAUUCAGGUGUGAUGUUCAGGAGGGAAACUACAGCAGAGAAUUAUAAAUAACCAGUUGUUUUGGUUUAAUCAAGAAAUUCUCGCAGAUCUCAGCUUGAACAAGGUUCAAAGUUGUAUUUUGUUAUUUGGACAAAGUAUUGUUUGUGGGAAAUGUGUUUGUGAAUAUGAAUAUACUUAACUGCUUUUUUUUGUCACAAUCUCGCUUUUAUUUUUUCUAAAACACUGUUACAAAAAUAGAAUAUGUAAGUGCUGAUUGAAAAUAAGUGGUAAGUAAAUGUAUGUUAUUCAACCGGUUUGAUCCUGUUUGCUUUAUGUACGAAAUUAUUUAAAAAAGAAACAAAAAUAAAUACAGUGCCUGGAUAUUUAUGAAUUAUCUAUAGAAAAGAAUACAGAUGUGUAGAGCAUGUUCAUUUUUAUACAA